AUGGAAUCUUCUGCAAAGGCGGAGGGCGAUGGCCAGCGCGCCGAAGAUGGCGAGCGCGGAAUCGUGGCUAACCUAAGUCCUGCUGAUCUCGAACGGCUUUCUGCGUAUUACGGUCCCGAGGUGUAUUCCAUGGUUGAGGAUGAAAGGCACCAGGAAAUCAUUGAGCGGAACUCCGCGAUUCGGGUGGAUGUGACCGGGCUCUCGUUACCUGGAGGUGAUAUCGAUGUCUGUGUCGAAGGGAAGGGUGACGACAUUGUAACGCUAAAAUUUCUCGUGUACACGUUGAGCAAAUUGGAUCUGCUUCAUUCGUUUGAGUGCGUAUUCAACACCCCAGUUCCGGUGGUUAAGGCUAUCGACAAGAACACAGAAGAAGGUAGGUCGACGGUACGUAUAGACAACCACAAAAACAUACAGUGCAAACAAUACAAGUACAUGCAACCGCUUAUACUUCUACUCAAGUUUUUUUUACAGCUGAGGAACCUUAAUGACACCUACAUUGGAGGGAUCGGUUCAUACUUGCUUUAUUGUAUGGUUCUUAGUUUCCUCCAGAUGCACGAUGCAACCUGCCGCAAAAGCAGUGACGAGGAAAACACACUAGCGACCAUGUUCGUCGAUUUCUUUUACUAUUGGGGAUUCGUGAGGGACUACAGCCAGUUUGUAACGACGGUUCGCGGGCUUGGUCAUGUUUACCCGAGGACGCUUAUGCAAUCCAAGGAUACAUCUAUGCUGUCAUGUGAGAGCCCUCUCGACCCAUCGAUUGACAUAGGAAAGAACGCUUUUAACAUGUCUUGUGCUUGUACAGCUUUUAAGCAGGCAUUUUUCAUCCUUAGGGACAAGGAAACUGUAACUGAUUCACGGCAACGUGACGACUACAAGUUCGAGGCAGGCGGUGACUGCAUUCUCGAGAGUUUGUACGACCCGUCGCAUCCUAUUUUCCAGCACAGGGCGAAGAGUAGAUUAACUUACCCUAUUUCUAAGGGGUACCAGUAUCAGAAGUUCUCUAAUUUUGAUGACUCUUUGCGGCGGGUAUGCAGCCAGCUACGAGAGAUUGUGCGUGAUACGGACGAGGGCAGCGUCUUCAACGCCCAGAAAAAGCUCAUGGGCUCAAUAUCGCAGAAGGAUGACGCUGCACCUAACGACGGGACGUCCAGCGAAGUUCCGUUCUACGUGAUCUCUGAAGCUAUUACCAACGAGUUCUACAGCAAUGACUAA
Messenger RNA from Babesia sp. Xinjiang, 1212 nucleotides. Its product is annotated as Non-canonical poly(A) RNA polymerase PAPD7. Gene Ontology annotation, cellular component: nucleolus; TRAMP complex. The transcript is spliced from 3 exons. NCBI's taxonomy places the organism in Eukaryota, Apicomplexa, Aconoidasida, Piroplasmida, Babesiidae. Gene Ontology annotation, molecular function: mRNA binding; poly(A) RNA polymerase activity. Gene Ontology annotation, biological process: RNA 3'-end processing. The coding region runs from base 1 to 1212 and encodes 403 amino acids. The record is from RefSeq and is a predicted model, not a curated record.